AUGGCAAUGGUCUGCGACAACCUGCUUUGCUGCGGGUCCAAGCGCCAUGGGUUAACCUUAUUCGCUCUGAUCUAUACCAGAGUUCGUCUAGUCUGUGGCUCCCUUCCCUCAUUGACACUAUCGCACAAAGUAGCAUUGACCUGUGGACCUCAUACAACCCUGGGCAACGGGGCAUUGCGAUGGAAUUUACCAGGGAGCAACCCCAGGGCAACGAAUCCUCCACAUUUAAGUGUUUCCUGGUCUCCCCUCCUCUUCCUUGUAGCCCCGCAAUGCUGGACGUCUUCCGCAUGGCAGGCAAUACACGUACUGUAUCUGGAACUUGCCAUUUGUGCCGGUCUCUGCAUGCGCAGUUCCCCCACUUACACCACGUUUUGCGAUUUCACUCUCGCUCCCCAUGGCCAAGAGACACUACCGGGCCUGGACUCCCGGCGAGGAACAGGACUAUCCAUCAUGGGUAGCGCGCCAUCUCCAUUUAACGUGGCCGGAGAGGGCUCGGAAAUAUUCGAUCGAGCGCAAACCCAGAACGAAAGAAUCUCUGCGGACCAAAUACUUCCUAUCUCGAUCAGCACCCCCACCCCUUCCGAGCAUCGUUCAGACGACCCAACCCCUCUAAGGAUGCGAAUGAUGAGGCCACCGGCCUCUACACGCGUUGCCCGCCCGCAGAAUCACGGUCAGACCGCACGGUCGACUCAUGGUCCGAAAUCAACCGUCCAGUCCCCAGCUAAAUGUGCGCACCGUCGCGGGUUUGAGGCGCAUUGGGUUCGUAAAGGUCCGCGGGAUCACCCCGGUAAGAGCAUGCCCCGUGCGACGGGCGAAGCAGUCCGGUGUAUUGACGACCUUCUUUGGUGCAGGGGACGAGAAAAACAAUGGAAUGCUGUCGCGGUCGUUGAAUGUACCCUCCAAAAUUGA
Molecule: messenger RNA, 909 nt
Organism: Aspergillus welwitschiae
Lineage: Eukaryota; Fungi; Ascomycota; Eurotiomycetes; Eurotiales; Aspergillaceae
Exons: 6
Coding region: 1-909 (302 amino acids)
Source: RefSeq, a predicted model, not a curated record